AUGAAAACGGAAGACGUAAUAAAAUCAGGUUCUGAAAAAGUAACUGUAGUAACGGCUUACUGGAAUUUGGGAAGUUUUCAAAAGGGACCAUCUAAGAAUUUGGUGUUCAAGUCGAAUUUGUAUAAAAAGUGGAUGUCAACUUUUCAAUACUUGGCAAACCCAUUAGUUGCGUUUGUGGAUGACAAAAAAUUUGCAGAUCAUUUACGACAUCUACGAAGGAACAUGGCUAAUGCUACCAAAAUUAUCCUAAUAGAGAAAUCCAAGCUUUGGUCUUUUGGAUUGAAGGACAAAAUACACAAUAUCUAUUCAAAACCUGGGUAUCCAAAAUUCUAUCCAAAUACUGUGCUACCAGGAUAUUCAUGCGCUCAACACGCUAAAUAUGACGCUGUGCAGAUGGCAAUAGAGAAAAAUUAUUUUCAUACAAAUUACUUUACUUGGCUCGACAUUGGUUAUUUUCGCGAAAAACUAGAAAGUACUCGUCUUUUCGAGUUGAUUCUCCCUCCACAAUUCAAUCCCAACCGUAUUUCAUUUACUGAAGUGGGAAGAUAUGAAGACAUUUCUUUAAGGAAAAUUGUCUACGAAAAUAAAGUGUGGGUCGGAGGUGGAAUGGCUUUAGGAAAAUCUGAAAUUUUUCUGAAAUUCAUCGCAGAAUAUAAGAAGGCAACCGAGACAUUUAUAAAAAUGUCAUUAAUGAGCACGGAUCAACAAGUGUUAUACGGACUAUAUUCUCGGCAAGGGCGAAAACUCCUCAAGCCUACAAUAGAAUUACAAACGUAUAGAUCGGAUGAUUGGUUCCAUUUAGGAUUGUUGUGUCAUCGCUAUGCUAAUAAGUAG
Molecule: messenger RNA, 834 nt
Organism: Lottia gigantea (owl limpet)
Lineage: Eukaryota; Metazoa; Mollusca; Gastropoda; Lottiidae
Exons: 2
Coding region: 1-834 (277 amino acids)
Source: RefSeq, a predicted model, not a curated record